Carassius gibelio (silver crucian carp) is the source of this 829-nucleotide messenger RNA. RefSeq names its product proteasome subunit beta type-2-like. The record is from RefSeq and is a predicted model, not a curated record. The coding region runs from base 139 to 738 and encodes 199 amino acids. Gene Ontology annotation, biological process: proteasomal protein catabolic process. NCBI's taxonomy places the organism in Eukaryota, Metazoa, Chordata, Actinopteri, Cypriniformes, Cyprinidae. Gene Ontology annotation, molecular function: peptidase activity. The transcript is spliced from 6 exons. Gene Ontology annotation, cellular component: proteasome core complex; cytosol; nucleus.
CGCUCUCUGAUGACGUCUGAAGUGUGCGCCGCCGUUGAGCUCCACUUAGGUUUUGCUGUGUAAUAUCUGAUUGAGCUGCACUAUAAGUCUACUCACUGAUCAGAGCGUGUUUUUUUGCCUCUAGACUCGGUCUGCAACAUGGAAUACUUGAUCGGGAUUCAGGGGCCAGACUUUGUGCUGGUUGCGGCAGAUAAUGUAGCAGCCAGCAGUAUAAUCCAGAUGAAACACGAUUAUGACAAGAUGUUCAAGCUCAGCGAAAAGAUCCUGCUCCUGUGUGUGGGUGAAGCUGGUGACACAGUACAAUUUGCAGAAUACAUUCAGAAAAAUGUUCAGCUUUACAAAAUGAGAAAUGGAUAUGAGCUCAGCCCAGCAGCUGCUGCAAACUUCACAAGGAAAAACCUUGCAGACUAUCUGCGGAGUCGGACUCCAUACCAUGUAAACCUGCUCUUGGCAGGAUAUGAUGAGGCCGAUGGUCCAGGACUGUACUACAUGGACUACCUGUCAGCGCUUGCCAAAGCCCCCUUCGCAGCACAUGGAUAUGGUGCCUUCCUCACUCUCUCCAUCCUGGACCGACAUUACAGACCAGAUCUGACUCGUGAGGAGGCUGUGGAUCUGCUCAAGAAGUGUUUAGAGGAGCUCAACAAACGAUUCAUCCUGAACCUGCCUUCCUUCACUGUCCGUUUGAUCGACAAAGAUGGCAUCCACGACAUGGAGAAGCUGCCCGUGGGCCCUAAAUGAGCAACUACUGUUAUUCUCCUGUAGUCACAACUCUUUUGUAAAUGCAAAUGCAACCCUCUGUGCUCUAAUAAAAACAUUGACCCCUUGUUAA